Molecule: messenger RNA, 885 nt
Organism: Closterium sp. NIES-65
Lineage: Eukaryota; Viridiplantae; Streptophyta; Zygnematophyceae; Desmidiales; Closteriaceae
Source: the annotation of a GenBank genome assembly
AUGAGUGGUCGGCGGCUCCGGCACGUCAACGCCGAGCGUAAACUGAAGGAUUGGCGGCACGAGGCGCGAGAACGACAACUGGAAAAGACGGCGCAGGAUUAUUUGAAGAGACUCGCGAAGGAGAAGAAGAAGCGGCGCGAGGAGGUGGUCGAUCUGGGCGCGGUGCGCAAGGCCAGCCACGCCGCCAUGGCGAGAGUCGCUGAUGCGGUGAAGAGCGGUAUGGAGCGGCACGGUCUGGAUAAGGGGAAGCGGAAGCUGAGCGCGGAGGAGGAGGGGGAGGAGGAGGCGGAGCGGGCGCAGCAGGCGAAGCGAGGGAAACUUCUAGGCAUGCUGGAGGAUAUUGAGGAGGGGGAGGACGACGAGGAGGAGGAUGAGGAGGAAGGGGAAGAGGAAGAGGACGAAGAGGAGGAGGACGAAGAGGAGGAGGACGAAGAGGAGGAAGACGAGGAGCAUGAGGAGGGAGAGGAGGGCACAGAAAAGGGAGGGGAGGAGGGGAGUGGGAGUGGUUCGAAGGAGGGGAGCGAGGGGAGUGGGGGUGCAGGGAGUGCAGGCAGUGCGGGCAGUGCGGGCAAGGCAGUGGCACCGCUGCACUCGUCCUCGUCUGAUGAGGAGCGCGAUGAAGCUUGCCAUGCAAGUCGCUCGCCCUCCGCCCACUCCUCGGCACUCCACCAUCACGAGCCGCAGGCACAGCCGCAGCUGUCGUUGGGGUUGGAGCGGCUGAAGCAGGAGCUGCAGCAGAGGGGGCUCAAGUGUGGUGGCACCCUGAGCGAGAGGGCAGCGCGGCUCUUCCUGCUCGCCAGCACGCCUGUGGACCAGUUAGACCCCAAACACCUUGCUGGGGCUGCUGCUGGUGGUAAAGGCCGCAAGAGCAAGGGCAAGCUGUGA